AUGAAUAUCGAAACAAUACCUGUGGAAAUUAUUCACAAAGUUUUCAAAGUUUUAUAUGAAGAAGCUUUGCUAACAGGUUCUUUUCGUUAUUUAUACUCAUGCAUUACUGUCUCAAGAACAUGGUGUACCAGUGCAAUCCCAAUUCUUUGGUCAGCUUUUAAAUCUUCAAAGUAUUCCAUAAUUCAAACUUUAGUUUCAUGCCUUAAUGCAAAUAGAGAACGAUAUAAUGAACUCGAUAACAUAAUUUUAAUAUUACAACACGAUGCUAAACCAACUUUAUUUAACUAUCCAUCUUUUGUAAAAAUAAUUGAUCAUUAUGAACUCAAUUCUGCUGUAUAUAAUUGGAGUAAUGUGAAUCACUAUGAACAAUAUGGAGAUGCAGUAUUAUAUUAUAUGUUGAAAUCAUUCAAAGAUAAUAGCGCUAGACUGGAAACUUUGAAGAUUGAAAAUGUUAAUGAUUGGAUUCCUUUAAAAAAUGGAUUUAUGAUGUUCGUAAAACCGGAAUUUUCUAUAUGGUUAUCUAAUUUAAAGGAACUUGUUGUUGAAUUAUCUAAUGAAGAAGAUACGUUUCUGGAAUUGUUAACAAAUCAUUGCCAGAAUUUGAGGAAUAUAAAAAUAAGGUUCUAUGAUCAAAUCAUUCCGGAGCAUUCAGCAUCAAAAAAUAUACAAAACAUUUACACUUUAAUAUCAAAGCAAAAGGGCUUAAAAUCUUUGAAAAUCUCAUUUUGUAAAUUAUCUGUCCAAACAAUAAUUCGAGCCAUGCUGAGUCAAGCCAAUACAUUACAAGAAGUGGAAUUUUGGAUCAUAGAUUUCUCAAAGUGUGAUGAGAUUGGAGGACUGGUUGCAUGUAAAAAUUUAAAAGGUUUGGUGUUCGAACAUUGCAGAAAUCUUAGCUCUGAAUGUUUUAAGUCAUUGGUUUUUGUAAAAUUUCAAAAGCUAAAAAGUGAUGAGGUCGUUGAAACGAAGUGUGAUGCCCUAAUUACAUGGAGCAAAAAUUUUGUAAAUGGGUGA
Dentiscutata erythropus is the source of this 1011-nucleotide messenger RNA. The record is from the annotation of a GenBank genome assembly. Lineage: Eukaryota; Fungi; Glomeromycota; Glomeromycetes; Diversisporales; Gigasporaceae.